GCGGGCCGAGGGCCUGUGGACCUGGCCCCCGAGGCCCCAUCCCAGUUGAGAUCGUGAGGUACGGCGAUGAAGACGCUAGGCCGGAGAAGAAGCAGGAGUCUUAUCCGGAGUUGAAGGAGAAGCUCUGCGCUUCCGCAGAUGGCGGCGGCCCAAUCCCAGACUGCCAGCGAGGUGCCCUUGGAGGAGCUGCUGGCUCUGUGUGGCUACGCGGUGCCUGAUCCAGCCAAGCAGAGCUGUCACGUCACCACCGUUCUGCCAGACAUGACUCUGGAGGAGAACCAGAUCACUGAAGAAAUCUUUGCUACAGCAGAUGCAGUGGAGUCAUCAGCUGAUGAUCUCACCCCCUCAGUCACCUCCAGCACCUCAGAUCUGCUCCAGCAACACCUGCCUCAUGGAAACAAAGACACAUCCGUCUGCUCAUCUGACGAGGAGUCCGACGAUAUCUCCCUUCCCUCCAACGAAGAACACAAGGAGAUCAUGGUUGGUUCCAUGUACCAGGCAAUAAUCCCUCCACUCAGUCCAUAUACAUACCAGGAACAAGCGUACAACAGUGAGGACCAGUUGCUGUGGAGACCAGGUGCUCUUCCGUUGCAGGAAGUGGAGGACUUCUUGUUGAAUGUACAGAGGCCAUGUGGCCAAGAGGGGGCAGUGUGCAAGCAAACACGUGCUGACACUGUCCGAGACAAUGAGCAGGCACUGUAUGAACUGCUGAAAUGCAACUUCAAUGCAGAGGAAGCAGCGCGACGAUUACAUUUCAAUGUGAAAGUGUUCAUUGAACAUCUGUGUGGCUGGAGCGAGGAGGAGUGUAGGAAUUUUGAGCAUGGCUAUAAAGUUUAUGGGAAAAACUUCCACCUCAUUCAGGCUAAUAAGGUAAGGACCCGCUCUGUGGGGGAGUGUGUGGCGUACUACUACAUGUGGAAGAAGUCUGAACGGCAUGACUACUUCACUCAACAAGCCACCAGGAUCACUCGGAAGAAGUACACCUUGCAGUCAGGGAGCAUGGAUGAGGGAGAUCAGGACGGGUAUGGUGGCGAGAUGGAGCCAAGCAAUAAUUCAGCUGGCUUACUGUCUCGUAGUAGCGCCGCGGUCUCCGGAAAGCUGGCGCCUCCCUUGCCUCGGCAGUCGAGCCUGGAACUGGACAAACAAGCUGGAGAACUGCUGACGGGGCUGUCAGAGAUGCGCGGCGACGGCUAUCCUCAGAACCUGUUUGCCCGCCCCUUCGCUCUGCCUGUCUUGUCGGAUCAGGGGGAUCGCCUCUCAGGCUGCGACGCAGGUCCGAUCCAACUCCAAGACCGUCAGCGCCCACCGGGCUUCUUCCAGUUCCACAUGCGCCACGGUCCUUUUAUCCCCGAGGACUGUGACACAGCAGGUGAUGUGAUUGACUCCCCCGUCGCCUGCGGGUGGGACUUCACCUGCUGCGUGCCGGCUCUCCCCCACCUAAUGACCUCAUGUCCGGCUUGUCUGCAUUUAUCCCCCUGCUGCACUGCCCUCCCUUCCAGUGAAAGCACUUGGGAAAAUCCUAAUUGAAUAGAGAUGUGUUCUUAGACUGAUAAAAGCAAGCAGAACAUAUUUUUUUUUUUAAAUACCAAAAUACCCUCACGGCUACUUUGAAGCAGUAUGAGUGGCGCAAACUCUGCUUGUUGCUGCUGUAAGGCCUUUUACACAAAACAUCUCUUUAUUUCAACACAAACAUCCUCUACGCCACAGGUGUCAAACUCCCGGGGGCCAAAUCUGGCCCGCCAAGUCAUUUCAUCUGGCCCGCGAAAGCAAAUCAGCUGUGUCAACUUCCAUGAUUCUUGCUCAAAUUCUCAUAAAAUAAUAAUAAAUAGUAUCAUUGAGAGCCUUUUCUGUUUACAGUAAAUUGAACAAUAGUUGAGCAAACUAUUAUCCUUGACUUCUGAUUUCUAAACUAGGUAUCCAUCAAUUUGUUGUGUGUAUGUAAUAAUAUUAUGAGGUGACUAAACAUUUAUAUGGUUUCACGGUCAACGGCCCUCUUAGGGAAACCGUGACGACAAUGUUGCCCGCGACAAAAAAAAAGAGUUUGACUCACCUGCUCUACGCUGUCAUCCACUCACUCUCCUUCUGUCUGUUCUGUGUUUGCUUGUGCUUUCCUCUGCCGUUUUGUCGCGGCACACGAGCCAAAUGCCAUCGAGAGCUACAUGAACUGGUUUAAAUAAAGGUUCAAUUCAUAAAAAUAAAUGUAGAUUAUUUUACACUAUAAUAGUCCGGUUUAAGAACGAGCCUAAAAUAUUCCCUGCAGUAUAUAGCUGUGCCUAGCUCAUUAGGAUGGAUUACUGUAUACCCAGGGAUUAAGUGAAUUUGAUUUAUGAGGACAUUUUGAAGAAUGUCAUAUAUUAAAUCCUGUUUCAGCUUCUAAUCAGGGUCAAGAUUAAGUCUUUGGUUUCUCUGGACAUCAAAGUGUGGCAUCCUAGAUAACUGAUUAAUGAUGUCCAUUGUGAUUACCACAAACCUUGACUUUUUAUUUUCCAUCGAUGGUCAUUUGAUGGUUUCAUAUAAUGCUUUGCAGAACUAUUGGGACAUUGAUUUUAGUGAUUAUUCUUGUUUUAACUGACCAUCACUUCAUGUUUUAAUGUAGUCCCAUUCUGGAUCUGAAGGAGCAAAGCAAGUGUUUCAGGAAGUGGAACAACUUUAUUGGUUGUUUGCAUAACACCGUGUCAUCUUCGAUCGCCUCUAUUUAUUUGUUAUUCAUCCCUAUGUGCACGUGUUUGAGGUCUUCCCGUAAUUGCAGCGAAGCGAGCCAGAUUGAUGUUUGCGUUUACACGAAGGAGGUGAUGGACAAGGCCUGUUGUGAACAGGAAUGUUUCUUUUAAUUUCACAUUUUGUUUUUGGGAAUGUAUGUAUUGUCCUGCCCCGUUUUUUUUUUGUUGAUAAUUAUUAUAUUUUGU
Messenger RNA from Phyllopteryx taeniolatus (common seadragon), 2906 nucleotides. RefSeq names its product mesoderm induction early response 1, family member 2 (gene mier2). The transcript has 11 exons. The coding region runs from base 139 to 1527 and encodes 462 amino acids. Gene Ontology annotation, molecular function: histone deacetylase binding; transcription corepressor activity. Gene Ontology annotation, biological process: negative regulation of transcription by RNA polymerase II. Lineage: Eukaryota; Metazoa; Chordata; Actinopteri; Syngnathiformes; Syngnathidae. The record is from RefSeq and is a predicted model, not a curated record. Gene Ontology annotation, cellular component: nucleoplasm.